UGUCACGUUCACCUUUUCACUGGUCAUCAGUCAUCUGUAAAAAAAGACACAGCUAACGGGGGUAUAUGACACGUUCACCUUUUCACCGGGCAUUAGUCCUCUGUAAAAAAGACACAGGUAUGAUAACAUGUUCCUGAUACAUGCUACAGACGCUAAUAUAUAUAACACUCUAGGGCCAGAACUACUUAUCUCAGGAAUUAUAGAAAAAGGAGUGGAAAAAGGAACUUAAAAUAUAAUGUAUAUUUUUGUAAUAUAUUUUAUCUAAAUGUUUUAUAUAAUAUACAACAGUUAAUCAAGUAAUGGUAAUGUAGGCCUCUGUACACUCCUCUUCACUCCUCUGUCACCCAUGUACACUCCUCUACACCGCUCUGUCACCCAUGUACACCCCUCUACACCCAUCUGUUACCCAUGUACACUCCUCUAAGCUCCUCCGUCACCCAUGUACACUCCUCUACACCCUUCUAUCACCAAUGUACACCCCUACACCCUUCUGUUAUCCAUGUAUACUACUCUGCGCUCCUCUGCCACCCACGUACACUCCUCUACACCCCCAACACCUCUCUGUCACCAAUUUACACCACUCUGUCACCCCCUACGCCCCCUUUCACCCAUUUACACCAAUCUAUCACUCAUAUACACUCCUCUAAACCACUCUGCCACCCAUGUACACAUCUCUACACCCCAACACCCCUCUGUCACCUACGUACACCCUUCUAUCACCCCGUACACCCCUCUUUCACCCCUACGUCCCCCUGUCACCCAUGUACACUACUCUACGAUCCUCUGUCACCCAUGUACACUCCUCUACACCCCUCUGUCAUCCAUGUACACUCCUCUACACCCCUUUGUCACCCAUGUACACCCCUCUACACCCAUCUGUUACCCAUUUACACUCCUCUAAGCUCCUCCGUCACCCAUGUACACUCCUCUACACCCUUCUAUCACCAAUGUACACCCCUACACCCUUCUGUUAUCCAUGUAUACUACUCUGCGCUCCUCUGUCACCCACGUACACUCCUCUACACCCCCAACACCUCUCUGUCACCAAUGUACACCACUCUGUCACCCCCUACGCCCCCUUUCACCCAUUUACACCCAUCUAUCACUCAUAUACACUCCUCUGAACCACUCUGCCACCCAUGUACACACCUCUACACCCCCAACACCCCUCUGUCACCUAUGUACACCCCUCUAUCACCCCGUACACCCCUCUUUCACCCCCUACGUCCCCUUGUCACCCAUGUACACUACUCUACGAUCCUCUGUCACCCAUGUACACUCCUCUACACCCCUCUGUCACCCAUGUACACUCCUCUACACCCCUCUGUCACCCAUGUACACUCCUCUACACCGCUCUGUCACCCAUGUACACAUCUCUACAACCCCAACACCCCCCUGUCAACUGUGUACACCCUUCUAUCACCCCGUACACCCCUCUUUCACCACCUACGUCCCCCUGUCACCCAUGUACACUACUCUAUGAUCCUCUGUCACCCAUGUAAACUCCUCUACACCCCUCUGUCACCCAUGUACACUCCUCUACACCCCUCUGUCACCCAUGUACACUCCUCUACACCGCUCUGUCACCCAUGUACACCCCUCUACACCCAUCUGUUACCCAUUUACACUCCUCUAAGCUCCUCCGUCACCCAUGUACACUCCUCUACACCCCUCUAUCACCAAUGUACACCCCUACACCCUUCUGUUAUCCAUGUAUACUACUCUGCGCUCCUCUGUCACCCACGUACACUCCUCUACACCCCCAACACCUCUCUGUCACCAAUGUACGCCACUCUGUCACACCCUACGCCCCCUUUCACCCUUUUAAACCCAUCUAUCACUCAUAUACACUCCUCUAAACCACUCUGCCACCCAUGUACACACCUCUACACCCCCAACACCCCUCUGUCACCUAUGUACACCCCUCUAUCACCCCGUACACCCCUCUUUCACCCCCUACGUCCCCUUGUCACCCAUGUACACUACUCUACGAUCCUCUGUCACCCAUGUACACUCCUCUACACCCCUCUGACACCACUCCUCUGUUACCAUGUACACUCCUCUACGCUCCUCUAUCACCCAUGUACACUCCUCUACACACCCAACACCUCUCUGUCACCCAUGUCCCCCCUCUGUUACUCCCUACGCCCACUGUCACCCAUGUACACCCAUCUAUCACCAAUGUACACUCCUCGACACUCCUGUUACCCAUGUUCACCUUUCUGCUACCUUUUUACUCGUCAACUUUGGAAUGUUCCUAAUCUCUGUACCUGA
This is a messenger RNA of Hyla sarda, 2274 nucleotides long. RefSeq names its product DNA-directed RNA polymerase II subunit RPB1-like. The transcript is spliced from 2 exons. Lineage: Eukaryota; Metazoa; Chordata; Amphibia; Anura; Hylidae. Bases 409 to 2274 code for a protein of 621 amino acids. The record is from RefSeq and is a predicted model, not a curated record.